AUGUGUGUCCAGGUGACUCCACUGACAGCAAUCAAGUUCGCUGAGUUGGCGGCGAGGGCGGGACUUCCCAAAGGAGUGGUUAAUAUUCUGCCUGGAUCAGGUGCUCUGGUGGGUCAGCGUCUGUCCGACCAUCCUGACGUCCGUAAACUGGGCUUCACAGGCUCUACUGAGAUUGGAAAACACAUCAUGAAGAGCUGUGCAGUCAGUAACGUGAAGAAAGUCUCCCUGGAGCUGGGAGGGAAAUCGCCGCUCAUCAUCUUCAGUGACUGUGACAUGGACAAGGCAAUCCGCAUGGGCAUGAGCUCAGUGUUCUUCAACAAGGGAGAGAACUGCAUCGCAGCCGGCAGACUGUUUGUGGAGGACACCAUUCAUGACCAGUUUGUGAAAAAAGUG
Plectropomus leopardus (leopard coralgrouper) is the source of this 393-nucleotide messenger RNA. The record is from RefSeq and is a predicted model, not a curated record. Lineage: Eukaryota; Metazoa; Chordata; Actinopteri; Perciformes; Serranidae.